Molecule: messenger RNA, 1003 nt
Organism: Ilex paraguariensis (yerba mate)
Lineage: Eukaryota; Viridiplantae; Streptophyta; Magnoliopsida; Aquifoliales; Aquifoliaceae
Source: the annotation of a GenBank genome assembly
UGAUUCAGCUGGUUGGAGUAACCAAAUCAAGUUCAAAACUCCACCUGCCGGAGGAUCAGAUGAAGUCAAAUUUCUUGCAUUUGGUGACAUGGGAAAGGCUCCCCGUGAUGCUUCUGCCGAACACUAUAUUCAGCCAGGAUCGUUAUCUGUGAUCAAAGCCAUGGCGGAUGAAGUAGCUUCUGGGAGUAUAGACUCAAUAUUUCACAUAGGGGACAUAAGCUAUGCCACUGGAUUCCUAGUAGAAUGGGACUUUUUCCUACAGCUUAUCAGCCCUGUGGCUUCUAAACUUUCUUACAUGACAGCCAUUGGAAAUCAUGAGAGGGAUUACAUGGAGUCGGGAUCAGUUUAUGAGACCCCGGACUCAGGUGGGGAAUGUGGAGUUCCUUAUGAAACUUAUUUUCCCAUGCCAACACCUGCAAAAGAUAAGCCAUGGUAUUCUAUUGAACAAGGAAGUGUUCACUUCACAGUUAUUUCUACAGAACACGACUGGUCUAAAAAUUCAGAGCAGUAUGAAUGGAUGAACAAGGAUAUGGCAGCAGUCGACCGAUCAAAAACUCCUUGGCUAAUAUUUACAGGCAUGGAUUUUUGGUAUGAAAAGAGCAAUUUUAAGACUUCAAUGGUUCCAUCAAGGCACAGGCCUAUGUAUAGUUCCUCUGAAGGCCUCAUCCUUCCAAGUGUCGACGAUAAAUUUGUUGAAGCCGUAGAGCCAUUGCUAUUAGGCAACAAGAAACAAUGCAAGGCAAUGCCCAAGAAAGAUGAAAAUGGGAUAGACACAUAUGAUAACACCAACUACAGUGCACCAGUUCAUUCAAUUAUUGGAAUGGCCGGCUUUACUUUGGACAAGUUCCCUGCUGGUGCUGAUAGUUGGAGUUUGUCACGGAUCUCUGAAUUUGGAUACGUUAGAGUACAUGCAACACAGGAAGAAUUGAAAUUUGAGUAUGUGAAUGCAAAUACAAGGAAAGUUGAAGAUAGCUUCCGGAUCACCAAAAGCCAAAGGACAUAG